AUGAGAUUCUCUGAGUUCUCAAUGCCCGGGUUCUCUGCGGAUGUUAUUGAAAAGAUACGCGAUUAUCGGCACAGUUUGGAGACGUUACACUUGGACCUUCGCGACGUGAUUGAAAGCUCUCCCCCCUACCGUCCCGACUGCACGUUUCAUGACUUUGAGAAGCUUGAACAUGUCUUUUUGAACACGCGGCUUGUUUUUCACACUUUACGCGAUCUCGAGGGUAUUGAUGGCCCGACGGUGGAGGAUCGUCAUGCAAUUACCCGCCUAUUACCACCGUCGAUAGCAUCGCUGCACUUGGUCUGGGAUGAUCUAGAGAUUGACCGCUUCGAACAGGGAUUGCUGGGACUUGUUGAUGCAACGACUGAUCACUUUCACCAUCUGAAGCUUGUUGGUCUUGACUACGCGGAGAGGCUAGAUGAAACGGUUCAUCAGGCCAUGCUUGAGGCUCGUAUUGAGUUCACAUACGAGCGUUGGCCAGUUUCUUUUGAGGGUGGGCCAGGUGCGGAAGAACCUGAUGAUGAAUGGAUGGGUUAUGGGAUCCAAUGA
Fusarium oxysporum Fo47 is the source of this 546-nucleotide messenger RNA. RefSeq lists its product as uncharacterized. The record is from RefSeq and is a predicted model, not a curated record. The transcript has a single exon. NCBI's taxonomy places the organism in Eukaryota, Fungi, Ascomycota, Sordariomycetes, Hypocreales, Nectriaceae. The coding region runs from base 1 to 546 and encodes 181 amino acids.